Cannabis sativa is the source of this 438-nucleotide messenger RNA. RefSeq lists its product as uncharacterized. Lineage: Eukaryota; Viridiplantae; Streptophyta; Magnoliopsida; Rosales; Cannabaceae. The transcript has a single exon. The coding region runs from base 1 to 438 and encodes 145 amino acids. The record is from RefSeq and is a predicted model, not a curated record.
AUGGUUACUGCACAAAGCCGCCAGAAAAGUUAUGCCAACGCAAAGCGAAAAAAUGUGGAAUUUGCAGUGGGUGAUAAAGUGUUCCUUCGAGUGUCACCUAUGAAAGGGGUUAUGCCUUUUGGAAAGCGAGGAAAGCUUAGUCCAAGAUUUAUAGGUCCUUUUGAGAUAUUGGACAGAGUGGGACAGGUAGCUUAUCGACUGGCACUGCCACCAGUAUUAGCUGAGACGCAUAAUGUGUUCUAUGUUUCUAUGCUACGGAAAUACAUGUUGGAUCCAUCUCACGUGCUGAACUAUGAAAGAAUGGAGUUAAAGCAGGACUUGAGUUAUGAAGUGCGACCAGUUCGCAUUAUAGAGAGAGAAACGAAGGAGUUAAGGUCCAAAAGUAUUCCUCUAGUAAAAGUUUUGUGGGGCAACCUUUCAGAAAGGGAGGCAACAUGA